This is a messenger RNA of Cyclocybe aegerita, 888 nucleotides long. The record is from the annotation of a GenBank genome assembly. NCBI's taxonomy places the organism in Eukaryota, Fungi, Basidiomycota, Agaricomycetes, Agaricales, Hemipholiotaceae.
AUGCGAUUUUGCGUCUUCUUCGUUGGGCUCGGAGCGUUAAUCCGUCUUGUGCUCGCUCAGCAACUCACGAGCGUCAUAGUGGACGACCAGAGUCCGUUAAUCAACUAUGUUCCAAGCUCCAGCUGGACGGAGGUCGAGGGAUCGAAUUGGGAUAGUGGAAGCGGGCAUAUGGUCACAGAGGAUCCCGAUGCAUAUGCGGAAAUAUCUUACACUUUCGUGUCUUUCCACUGUCUAUCAGCAAAGUAUCCUUACGAGAUCAAGGUCGACCUUUCUGUCGAUGGCGUCCACGAUGCGACCGUGGACCUCCAAGAUUACAAUUCGACGGACGAUGGGUCAGGAGCUGGAACUAUCCCUUCCACUGUGGUCGCGUCAUACAACGGAACUACCAAUAGGGCCCAGACUAUUCGUGUUUCAAUGGCUUCUGAGGGAGGAUACGUGGUCGUAGACGCGUUUAUCUUCGACGUCGAAUUGAUAUCAACGAGUAUAUCAACAUCUCCAACGCCGACUUCCACUCUCGCAUCGACAACCAACACGACUACCCCGCAGUCAACCUCCUCAACCCCCUCAACUUCUUCCACAACCGCGCAGCAGGUAUCGACAGGCGACGACUCUGAGUCAGCGCAUCGACGCGCGAGGAAUCUCGCCAUCGCUCUAGGUGUUGUCUGCCCGAUCCUCGCCCUCCUCAUCCUCAUCCUUCUCUGGCGGCGUUUAGUCAAGAAAAGGCAAAGAAACUCUGGACCUCUGGUUCCGAACGCUAGCAUACCUGAUUAUCACGGCGAUGGACACGACGGGCGAUCACCUCCUGCGAUGACAGGCCGGGGCUUACUCAUCGACGAGAUCCCAAGCCGGUCUGGCCGGGUCCUCAACGAUUGCACCGAGCGCAUAUAA